Molecule: messenger RNA, 2084 nt
Organism: Carya illinoinensis
Lineage: Eukaryota; Viridiplantae; Streptophyta; Magnoliopsida; Fagales; Juglandaceae
Product: putative E3 ubiquitin-protein ligase XBAT31
Exons: 8
Coding region: 135-1466 (443 amino acids)
Biological process (GO): regulation of gene expression
Cellular component (GO): nucleus
Molecular function (GO): protein binding
Source: RefSeq, a predicted model, not a curated record
UUACUUGAUCCGGUGAAUUGUUCUCUGCUGCCCUUCCCUUCCUUUCCCUGUCUUGCAUUGCUUUGCCCAGCGUCACCAACGUCCCGGGAGAACCUCUCCAUGUGCUGAGCGAAGAAAACAGGAUUGGAGAGGGAAUGGGGCAGGCGCUGAGCUGCGGAGAACGUGAAGAGAGUGGGCUGUUCGGUGCGGUUGGGAAAGGUGAGGUUGAGCGCCUUGAGGCUAUGGUAGACGCAGACCCAAGCGUCCUGGAAGAGACUAGUGGGUAUGGGAGGUUGUCUGCGCUGCAUGUGGCGGCUUCAAAUGGUCGGAUCGAGGUUGUUUCUGCGCUUUUGGACCUGUCCCUUAAUCCAGAUAUAUUGAACCGCUAUAAACAGACCCCGUUGAUGUUGGCGGCAAUGCAUGGGAAGAUUUCUUGCGUGCAAAAGCUUAUUCAAGCAGGAGCGAAUAUACUGAUGUUUGAUUCUCUACAUGGAAGAACCUGCUUGCAUUAUGCUGCUUACUAUGGCCAUUCAGAUUGCCUGCAAGCUAUUCUUUCUGCUGCUCAUUCCACCCCUGUUUCAGAUUCUUGGGGAUUUGCAAGAUUUGUGAACAUAAGAGAUGGCGGGGGUGCAACUCCACUGCAUUUAGCUGCUCGGCAAAGCCGGCCUGAGUGCGUUCAUAUCCUUUUAGACAGUGGGGCUCUUGUUUGUGCUUCAACUGGUGGAUAUGGCUACCUAGGAAGUACACCGCUUCAUUUAGCAGCUCGUGGUGGUUCUUUGGAAUGUGUCCGCGAAUUGCUUGCCUGGGGAGCAGAUAGGCAUCAAGUAGAUUCGUCUGGGAGAAUACCAUACACGGUUGCACUGAAACACAAGCAUCGAGUUUGUGCAGCCUUAUUGGAUCCUUCAUCAGCAGAGCCUCUAGUCUGGCCAUCACCUUUAAAAUUCAUCAGUGAGCUCAAUCCAGAGGCAAAAACAUUGUUAGAGACGGCCUUGAAGGAAGCAAACAUGGAGAGGGAGAAGGCCCUAUUAAAGGAGACUGUGUACUCACUUCCAUCUCUGGAUUCUAUUGUUGGAGCUGAUGACACUGCGUCUGAGGCCAGCGAUGUGGAGCUAUGCUGCAUAUGCUUUGACCAGUUAUGCACAAUUGAGGUCAGACCAUGUGGUCAUCAAAUGUGUGCUCAUUGCAUCCUAGCCCUAUGCUGCCACAAGAAGCCCAACCCUACGGCUGCUUGCACCACUGCCCCAGUUUGCCCAUUUUGCAGAAGUAGCAUUACCCAACUGGUAGUUGCCGAGAUUGAAACUAGCAAUGAUUUAGAACUUGAAUUUAGUCCCUCGAACUCGAAGCCAAGGAGAUCAAGGAAGUCAAAUUUCAGUGAAGGCAGCAGCAGUUUCAAGAGCUUAUCUGCCAUGGGCUCAUUCACCAGACUGGGUGGUAUCAGUCCAGGAAAAAUUGCUGCUGAGUGCAACGUGGUGAUUGACAAGCCUUGAAAUAGCAACCACUUCAAGGACUUAGUUUCUCAGAGUGGGGCAGUAUGGAAAUCCUGAAGUUGCUUCGGAACUGAGACCCACAUGGGGAUGGGGUAUGAAUAUCAAACACCAUUUUUAAUUCAUAUAUAUCAUAAUAUUCUAAAAGAAUAUGAGAAUAGAGCAGUUAAGGGUCCUUGGGUAAGUUUAGGUUGAUGAAUUCCAUUCUAUCAAGAUGAGCUUCAUUCAAGUCAUACUAUUAUAGUCCGCGUCGAUGUUCAUCAUGAGGUAAGUAUUCAGAAUCUAUUUUUCCUAGAAAAUAUAGUCAAUUUUCUUUGAUUGCUCAACCAUCUUGGGCAAUUCAAAAUAGACAACUCCCGAGAAGUAGACCUACUGUAUAUCCUACUGAUGGAAACUGGCCGGGAGAGGAUUCUGUUUAAUCCACUAAGAAAUGGGGUCUAAGACCUGAAACAGCCGAGCUACAGCAAUGCUUAUCUACUCAUCUCUAGGGCUGAUUUCUACUCCUGCAAUGCUUUGUGGAGCUCAAAGCAAUGAAAAGUGUAUGGAUUUCAUUCAUGUCAUGAACAAUGCACGUUUUUAUUCCUAAUGGUCCGAAAAUCUGGACUUACUAUUUCUUUCCAA